Molecule: messenger RNA, 7515 nt
Organism: Xenopus laevis (African clawed frog)
Lineage: Eukaryota; Metazoa; Chordata; Amphibia; Anura; Pipidae
Gene: abca3.S
Product: ATP binding cassette subfamily A member 3 S homeolog
Exons: 31
Coding region: 806-5908 (1700 amino acids)
Biological process (GO): lipid transport; transmembrane transport
Cellular component (GO): cytoplasm; membrane; endomembrane system
Molecular function (GO): lipid carrier activity; ATP binding; ATP hydrolysis activity
Source: RefSeq, a predicted model, not a curated record
UGUGACCUCCCCCGGAAGCAGCUGCGAGCUGUUGUUCUUCGGCUCUCUGGUGACGUCAUCGGUUGUCUGACUCCCUGCGAGACACAUCCUGCUGCUGCAGAAGAGCAGCAGCACCAAAGAGACAGCUGAAUGUAAACCCGAGAGACACACACUGAGCUGGGAACAUUUAGCACCUGCACCAAAAGAGAAGAGGCUGUGGCACCUGCUGACAGGAAUACUGUAUUGGGAGACAGCAGCACAUCGAGACAGUAAGGGGAGAGAUCACUAGUGACACUGUUGUGCAGAAUAAACAAAGUCCAUUUUAUUUGCUACCUAGAUAUAUAUUUAUUAUAGCAAGAAACCUAAUGAAUUCUGGCGGAAAGGUGGAUUGAUUCAUCUUUAAGUAACAGAGACAAGGUUCCAGUUCCCUGGGGACCAACAGAAUUAGACAUGUGAAAAAGAAGAACCCCCUCAUCUGCCUACAAAACAAAAGACAAAGAGCUUGGAGCAUCUGCCGGGAGACUGCAGUAUUGACUCUGCCACGUCCUGUAGAAGCAGCAGGAUCUGCAGAGUGAGAGAGAUCAUAUGUGAGAGCCAGCAUCACCGAAGGAAUGAAAUCCUCCAUACAUUAAUUCCGACUUAUAGUCUCCACGGAAAGGGGAAACGUGUACAGUGUAUCAUAAAGGCAGCGGGAGGAACGCUGGAACGGGUCCAAAUGGGAGGAUCUGCACUGAAGGAAACCUCAAAUCCAUGAUCUCAUAACCUCAGUGCGGCCACCGACGUUCAAUUGAAGCAGCUGUUCCAGUUUCUGGGUUCCUCUAGCAAGAUGGCGGUGUUUAGACAACUGGGGCUUCUUCUAUGGAAGAAUUACAUCCUGCAGAAGCGACAAAUCCUCGUGACUGUGAUUGAGCUGGCCUUGCCCCUUCUGUUUUCUGCCAUCUUAAUUGCACUUCGGCACAGAGUCCAGUCUGUUACGUACCCCAAUGCCACCCUGUACAAAGACGUGUCUUUCCCAUACCUACCGUUUAUCCCAGGCCCAAGACCUUGGGAGCUGGCGUUUGUGCCUUCUCAUAGCAAAGCUGCCCAGGAAAUUGUCACAGAGGUAGGGCAGAGCCUUUCCCUCUAUAGUGUUGCUCGGGGAUUUCCCACAGAAGAGGAUUUUGAAGACUACAUCCGGCACAAUAACCAUUCAAGCAAAAUCCUGGCAGCCGUGGUCUUUGAACAUCAUUUUAACGACAGUGAGGACCCCUUGCCGCUGCAGGUCCGUUACAGGCUGCGGUUCAAAUACAGCCCACGAAAUGCCCCCAUGAGCGAACGGACGGGGCUGAACCCCAAUGUGGACAGAAACUGGCACACCCGAUAUCUAUACCCGCUUUUCCAGAUGCCUGGGCCACGUGAGGCAGGAGACAAGACUGGAGGCACACCAGGGUACCAGCGGGAGGGCUUCCUGGCCAUGCAGCAUGCAGUCGAUCGUGCCAUUAUGUGGUAUCAUGCUAACGAGAGUGGCCGCUCGCUAUUGGACAGCAUUGAUGUGGCCAUACGUCGCUUCCCCUAUCCGCCCUAUGUUAAUGACCUCUUCAUCCUGGCUAUCCAGAACCAACUUCCAUUGCUUCUGAUGCUCAGCUUCACCUACACCUCAUUAAGCAUUGUGCGUGCACUGGUACUGGAGAAGGAGAGAAAAUUAAAGGAGUACAUGCGGGUCAUGGGGCUCAGUACCUGGCUUCACUCCACUGCCUGGUUCAUCCAUUUCUUCCUCCUACUCUUGGUGUCUGCCUUCUUUGUCACUUUGCUGCUGUGUAUCCAGGUCAGCAGUGAAGGUGCGGUCCUAACCAGGAGUGACCCCUCAUUAGUGUUUGUCUAUAUCUUGUCGUUCUCAGUCUCCACCAUCAGCUUUAGCUUCAUGAUCAGCAGUUUCUUCUCUAGAGCAAACAUGGCAGCCGCAGCAGGAGGCUUUCUGUAUUUCCUUUCCUACAUUCCAUAUUUUUUCAUCUCCCCAUGGUAUGAUGAGUUGAAUCAUGGUGCAAAAGUGUCAUCGUGUCUUCUCUCUAAUGUGGGCAUGGCAAUGGGGGCUCAACUCAUCGGGAUGUUUGAAGGCAAAGGUACAGGAGCUCAGUGGUCCAAUCUCUUUACGCCAGUCAGUGUGGAUGAUAAUUUCACAUUGGGUCAGGUCUUACAGAUGCUGCUGUUGGAUUCUGUUUUCUAUUUCCUGGUUGGGUGGUACGUGGAGUCUAUCAUGCCUGGAGAUUAUGGCGUACCCCAGCCUUGGUACUUCUGCUUCUUGCCUUCCUACUGGUGUGGAAAACCGCGGCUAGUGGAGGGUCUAGAAAAGGAGGAUGACGAGGAUCCAGAAAAGGCGCUGAAAGGAGAAUAUUUAGAGGAAGAGCCUUCCGAUUUGGUACCAGGAAUACGCAUCAAGCACUUGACUAAGGUGUACCGUGUGAGCGGUAAGAAGCGGAUAGCUGUGCGAGAUGUCACUCUUAAUAUGUAUGAAGGGCAAGUCACAGUGUUAUUGGGACACAAUGGUGCAGGAAAGAGCACCACGCUUUCCAUGUUGACAGGACUCUGUCCCCCUUCAUCAGGUGAAUGCUAUAUUGGAGGCUAUGAGAUUUCCCGAGACACAGCUCUGAUCCGUCGCAGCCUGGGAUUGUGCCCCCAACAUGAUGUCCUGUUCCAAGGUCUUACUGUUGAGGAGCACCUCUAUUUUUAUGCAGGGUUAAAGGGAUGUCCACGCUGGAGCUGCUUAGAAGAGGUGGAGAAGAUUCUCCAAAUCCUGCGCCUGGAGGAGAAGCGCAAUGCACUUAGUACUCAGCUCUCUGGGGGGACGUGUCGUAAACUGUCCAUUGGCAUUGCUCUAAUUGGAGGAUCCAAGGUUGUGAUGUUGGACGAGCCCACCUCGGGAAUGGACCCAGCUUCCCGCAGGGACACGUGGGAGCUCUUGCGGCAGCACAAACACGAUCGCACUCUGCUGCUCACCACCCACUUCAUGGAUGAGGCAGAUAUUUUAGGAGACCGGAUUGCCAUAUUGGCUGAGGGCCAGCUCCAGUGCUGUGGGUCCCCACUAUUCUUGAAAAGCAAAUAUGGUGCCGGGUACCACAUGGUCAUGGUGAAGGAGCCGCACUGCCAGGUGGAAGACAUUACCGAUCUUAUUACCAGCUAUGUGCCCAAUGCCACCCUGGAGAGCAAUGCUGGAGCAGAACUGUCCUACAUUCUUCCCAAGGAGAGUACCCAUAGGUUUGAACCUCUCUUCUCGGAGCUGGAACUCCGUCGUGAAGAACUGGGGAUAGCCAGCUAUGGGGCUUCUGUUACCACGAUGGAAGAAGUAUUCCUACGUGUUGGGAAGCUUGUAGACACCAGCUUGGACAUUCAGGCUAUCCAACUGCCUCCUCUUCAGUACCAGCAUGAGAGACGCGCAAAUGACUGGGGAGCCGAAGAAUCCUGUUCUAUGAGUGACUGCACAGAGGACAGCGGGACCCUCAUCACUGAGGAUUGCUCUAACAUCAAGCUUAAUGGGAAGUGCACACUUUGGUGCCAGCAGUUUUAUGCCCUGUUUGUGAAGAGAGCUGCUUAUAGUUGGCGAAACUGGAAGAUGGUGGUGGGUCAAUUUCUGGUUCCACUUGUCUUCACUUCGUUAGCAUUAGUUGUGGGCAAGACGUUCCCUGGUCCCCAGGACUCGCCACCAUUGGACCUAAGCCUUGCGCCCUAUGGGCAUACAAUGGUGCCAUAUUCUCUUCCUCCUAAUGCCUCUGCCUUGCUUCAGAGCCUGGCUGAUAACUUCAGAGAUCAGUUUUCUGGACAGCAGACAGAGCCGUUGGAGGUGCUAGACAAUCUCGACAACUACCUGCUGACUAAAGCUUCAGAAGAAGGAGCACUGUUUGCAGAACAUUGUCUUUGUGCUGCCGACAUCCAGAACCAUGGCUCUAGGGUUAAGGUGACGGCUCGCUUCAAUAACCAGGCUUUCCAUGCAGUCGCUUCGGCGCUUGUCCUGGUCGAUAAUGCUCUCUUCAAGUUGAUCGCUGGGCCAGAGGCUUCCAUUUCUGUAACCAACUAUCCUCAACCACGAAACACCACAGAGACUGCCCAAGAUCAGCUAAUAGAGGGACAGGCUGGCUUUGCCAUAGCCAUUAACCUGCUAUAUGGGAUGGCAUCUCUUGCGAGUACGUUCUCUCUUUUGUUGGUUGGAGAGAGAGCAGUGAAGUCCAAGCACGUCCAGUUUGUCAGUGGAGCCUCAGCUCUAAGCUAUUGGCUGUCAGCGCUGACCUGGGACUUGCUCAACUUUAUGAUUCCUUGCAUCUUCAUGCUGGCAGUGUUCCAGGCAUUUGAUGUGCGCGCUUACACGGAAGAGCAUCACCUUGUGGAUGUGAUGCUGAUGUUGCUCCUGUAUGGCUGGGCCGUGAUCCCCCUAAUGUAUUUAUUCAGUUUUCUGUUCACCUCAACUGCCACUGCCUACACCAGGCUCACCAUCUUCAACAUCUUGUCUGGCACUGCCACCUUCCUCUCUGUUACCAUCAUGAGCAUUCCAGCCCUUGAGCUGGUGGAUCUGUCUCACAUCCUUGAUGGGGUCUUCCUGGUACUGCCAAAUUAUUGCUUGGGACGAUCGUUCAGCGACUUCUACCAGAAUUAUCACUUAUUAAAGUUCUGCCGUUCAUCUCCCCUUUCUGUUUUCAUCUGUCAAGAAUUCAAUAUCACCUAUCAGGACAACUACUUCUCGUGGUCUUCACCAGGGGUGGGCCGGUAUUUGACCUCGAUGGCUGUUCAGGGCUUAGCUUUCCUCUACCUUCUCUUUGUAAUCGAAAGCCAGAUAUUCUGCAGUUUGUACAAUCUGUGCCGGACCUACAAAGAACACCGCUGGGCUUCACUGCCAGAGUCCCCUGUUUCUCCCCCAGAGGAUCGAGAUGUGGCAGAUGAGAGAAAAAAAAUUCUGGAAUCACCCUUGGAGCAGCUGUCAGCACUUAGCAGCCCUCUAGUCAUCCGUGAGCUUAGCAAGGUGUACGGGCGCCGUGCCUUGGUCCUAGCAGUAGACCAUAUAUCAUUAGCAGUUGGACGAGGCGAGUGUUUUGGUCUACUGGGGUUCAAUGGAGCUGGCAAGACUACCACAUUCCGCAUGCUAACGGGAGAUGAAACUGUCAGCUCUGGAGACGCUUACAUUGAUGGGUACAGCAUCCUACGCAGCAUCAAGAAGGUUCAGCAGCGAAUCGGGUACUGCCCACAGUUUGACCCUCUGCUGGACCACAUGACGGGGCGUGAGACACUCUGCAUGUAUGCUCGUUUGCGGGGGGUGCCUGAGGGAUACAUUAACAGCUGCGUGGAGAACAUGUUGCGUGGAUUGCUCCUCGAAGCCCAUGCCAACAAGCUGGUUCGGACUUACAGCGGAGGAAAUAAGAGGAAACUAAGUGCUGGUAUCGCUCUGAUUGGAGGGCCAUCCGUGAUCUUCAUGGACGAGCCAUCUACUGGAAUGGAUCCAGUUGCACGUAGACUGUUGUGGGAUGCAGUGACAAGAACACGGGAGAGUGGAAAGGCUGUGGUCAUUACAUCUCACAGCAUGGAGGAAUGCGAAGCUCUAUGCACACGUCUCGCCAUCAUGGUGAAUGGACAACUAAAGUGCCUCGGAAGUCCCCAGCACCUAAAGAACAAAUUUGGGAGUGGCUACACGUUGCUGGCAAAGACCGCCAGAGGGGCAGAGGAACUGAUGGCUUUUAAGGAUUUCAUUGAAACAGUUUUCCCAGGCAGUGUGCUGAAGCACGAGCACCAGGGUAUGGUGCAUUACCAUAUAACCAGCCAAGAGUUGAGUUGGGCACAGGUGUUUGGGACUUUAGAAAAGGCCAAGGAGAAGUUUGAUCUGGAGGAUUAUUGUGUCAGUCAGAUCUCACUGGAACAAGUCUUUCUGAGCUUCAGUCACUUCCAGCAGUCGCCAGUGGGUGGCGUAGUAUAAAGGGAUCUGCUGUUGUGAGCCAAGCACAGCACAGGCUGCUCCGUCCAAGCUCCAUGAUGGAUAAAAGAACUCAUCUGGGUUAAUACUGUUUGCCUAAUUGGAAUAGAGAGAGCACUGACAUUGUAUCUGUCCAAAACCUACAUGUGCAGUUAGGCCCCUUCUGUGUGUCCAUCCAGAAUAUCCCCUUCUGCAUGUCUGUCCGGUGCCGUCUCUAGCCCUUUGGCUCUUGUGCUCAGAGCGAUUGGUUUAAUGUUGUACCUCCAAUGUGUCCGUCCAGACCUUACCUGUCUGUGUUCUAUUUAUUUUGUCCCUCCGGGACCAUUUGUUCUCAUUCCCUUCAUGGCACCAGCAGGCGUAUCCGCAGGACAACCUGUCUCUUUAUUAACAGUGAGGGCCCUCUGCUCAGCUUUUUGAUGGUCAUGACUACCUCUCUGGCCCAUUCCAGUAACCGCAUUUGGGACUGUCUCAGAACAGAACUUUCUUACUUGGACUGGAUCUUUGUCUGGUGCUGUGGGAGCCGGAGAUUGGCCUGUAAGUAGGAUCAUGUGACAUUUCCCUCCUGUUUGCUUUCUUUUUAUACCACGUCCAUAAACCAUGUGACAUGCACUCUCUUUCAUUCGACUGCUACAGCAGUGACUUUUGUGACCCUUAAUUACUGGCGUCCAUCCUUAUGCCCCUGAGAGUUCUUGAUUCAUUAAUUCCUAAUCACAAGGCUGGAAACAUGCCUACAGAUCAUUUGAUUUUUGAAAAAAAAAAAAAUAAUAAUUACAAGAGAGAUUUUAAGAUAGUCUCUUUUGGCAAAGAAGGAGUUAAAAUUAAGAAGGGACUUGGUAGAACACUAAAAAAAAAUGUAAAUUGAACGAUUGCUUUCAUUCAGCACUGCUGAUCUGAUAUCACAGGUGGCUCAACUCCCCGCGGUGCCUUACUGCUUCACCAGGUCGCCCCAGAAGAAGGUGCUGGGAGUGUUACAGCUGCAUUCAGGGAGUGGAAACAACAUUUUACCCUUUUGCUACCAAAGGAGCCUACUGUUACUGCCAGUGCAAUGCAAAUGUUCCGUGGUGCACAUCCAAUAUAAUGAGUGAGAAUGCUUUAGGCCAGGGAUCCCCAACCUUUUUCACCCAUGAGCAACAUUCAGAUGUAAAAAGAGUUGGGGAGCAACACUAGCAUGAAAAAUGUUCCUGGGUGGUUCCAAAUAAGGGUUGUCAUUGGCUAUUUGGUAGCCCCUAUGUGGACUGGAGACUCUGUUUGGCAGUACAACUGGUUUUUAUACAACUGGAAUUCCAAACCUGGAAUUCAGAAAUAAGCUCCUGCUUUGAGGCCACUGGGAGCAACAUCCAAGGGGUUGGGGAGAAACAUGUUGCUCACGAGCUACUGGUUGGGGAUCACUGUUUAGGCUCUAGGCUUGUUGUGGCACAUAGUAAUGCUCUGGGUAAGGCCUCUGUGCUUUUGUCAGCACAACCCUUUUAGAGAGAGUGAGAGAGAGAGAGAGAGAGAGAGGUCUUCUACAAGGUCCCUUCUGUAUUUGUCCUGUGAACACAACACUGACUGCUCCAAGCAGGAACUUGAUUGUAUAAACCUAAUAAAAAUUAUUUAUGCUGCUUUUUUGA